Pollicipes pollicipes is the source of this 3571-nucleotide messenger RNA. RefSeq names its product Trehalase (gene Treh). The coding region runs from base 97 to 1971 and encodes 624 amino acids. Gene Ontology annotation, molecular function: alpha,alpha-trehalase activity. The record is from RefSeq and is a predicted model, not a curated record. The transcript is spliced from 12 exons. Gene Ontology annotation, biological process: trehalose catabolic process. NCBI's taxonomy places the organism in Eukaryota, Metazoa, Arthropoda, Thecostraca, Pollicipedomorpha, Pollicipedidae.
CAGUUGCAACCACGACGUCAGCGCCAGCGCAUCAGCAGCGUGCAGCGCGUGCUCCCCAGUAUUCAGAUUGUUGAAAUCCGUGCCGGUUCCGUCGACAUGCCCAGCGUUGCCGUCCCGAACGUGCGUCGCCGUGCGCCGGUGACAGAGGCUGUACCGGCGCCGUCGGCAGAGGCUGUACCCACACACGACGUUCAGAUGGCACCCCGUGUGGUGCAGUACGCCGCGUUGGUGCUGGCCACAACGGUCUCCAACGGACAGAUUCUACCGCCUCCGUGUGACAGUGACAUUUUUUGCGAAGGUCCGCUGCUGCACACCGUGCAGAUGGCGCGACUCCACAAGGACUCCAAGCACUUCGUGGACAUGAGCAUGCGCCACGACCCGGAGGAGGUCAAGGCCAAUUUCCAGUCCAUGAUGCGCCGCACCGGGCAGCAGCCCACCCAGGAGGACGUGCGCGCUUUCCUCGAGGACAACUUCAACGAGCCGGGCAGCGAGUUCGUCGAGUGGCGGCCUUCCGACUGGACGGAGAACCCCAAGUUCCUGUCCAGAAUCGAGGACCGCGAGCUGCGUGUCUGGAUCCAGGAGCUACACGGCUUCUGGAAGGAGCUGGGCCGCGAGGUGACGGGCGAGGUGUACCUCCACCCGGAGCGCUUCUCGCUCAUCUUCGUGCCCAACCCGACCAUCGUGCCUGGCGGACGGUUCCGCGAGUUCUACUACUGGGACUCGUACUGGGUCAUCAAGGGUCUGCUGCUCUCCGAGAUGUACCACACGGUGCGCGGCAUGCUCGAGAACUUCCUGGUGAUGGUGGAGCGGUUCGGCUUCGUGCCGAACGGCGGACGCGUCUACUUCGAGCGCCGCUCACAGCCACCCUUCCUCAUUCCCAUGGUUAAGCUGUACCUGGACGCCACGAACGACAUGGACUUCCUCAGGACCAACAUUAAGCUGCUGGAACGGGAGUACCAAUUCUGGCAGGCCAACCGCACCGUCAACGUGCAGAAGGAUGGCCGCGCCUACCGGAUGUACCGCUACAACGUGGAGGUGGGCCAGCCGCGGCCCGAGUCCUACAGGGAGGACUACGAGCUGGCCGAGCGGUCGUUCAGCGUCGAUGGCGCCAGACAGACGCUGCACACUCAGCUCAAGUCUGGCGCCGAGUCGGGCUGGGACUUCUCCACGCGCUGGUUCAUACCGGCCGCCGGCCAGCCGAGCCCAGGUACGCUGAAGGACCUGAAGACCCGCUCCUUCGUGCCGGUGGACCUGAAUUCGCUUCUGUACCUGAACGCCAAGCUGCUGUCCGAGUUCUACGACCUGCUGGGCAACGGCUCGAAGGCGGCCAUGUAUCGCGAGCAGGCUGAGACGCUGCGCAACAACAUCCAGAACGUGCUCUGGGACCAGGACGCCGGUUCGUGGUUCGACUACGACACCGCCAACAUGCGACUGAACAAGAAGUUCUUUCCGUCCAACAUCUUCCCGGUCUGGGUGAACGCCUCAACGUCUGAGCAGAACGCCAAGUUCCUCCAAUACCUGAAUCGGGUCAACGUGACGAACUUCUUGAGCGGAGUGCCCACCUCGCUGGAGAACUCUGGUCAGCAGUGGGACUUCCCGAACGCGUGGCCGCCGCUGCAGCACGUCAUGGUGGAGAGCCUCAACCAAAUGGACAACGACGAGGCCAAGCAGCUGGCCUUCGAGAUGGUGCAGAAGUGGAUCAGCACCAACUACCUGAGCUACAUGGAGGCCAAACCGCACGCCAUGUUUGAGAAGUACGACGUCACUCAGAUGGGGCUGCCCGGCGGCGGCGGCGAAUACGACGUGCAGCUGGGCUUCGGCUGGACGAACGGCGUGGCCAUGGCCUUCGCGGACGAGUACGGCAGUCAGCUGCGCGCGCCGUCGGCGGCCGCCCGCUCCCCGCCCACCUGGGUGCUGGCGCUGCUGCUGCCGGCUGCCGCCAUGGCGGCGAUGGCCGCCGUCCUAUGGUGAGAUGCGUGAGGUGCCCUCAAGGGGGCUGAGAAGGGCGCGCUCUCAGCCUGGUGCCGGGUUUACGGUUGUAACGGCGUUGAAUCUCGACGUUUCGCGCGGCGUUUGCGCCACGCGUAUCGGCUGCGGCCGAAGUUGAUGUAGUCACCCCACUGUACCGAAUGUGCGACCCGUGUACCCCCUGCCCCGACGAGCUGUUUAAUCGCGCCAGAUAGUUCCUUCAGGGGUUUGAAGUUGCGUCCAUGGUCUUAAUGACCACGCACCCGCAAUGCACAGGCGUUGGGUCGACAAAGACCAUGCAGGGGCUCCUUUUCCAGGGCAUUGCUAGAGUUUCUGAGCAUUGGUUUUUGGGACACGUUACGGGUCGCUGAUUUGUGAAAUGCCUCGCAAAUGCUCUAACCAGUGCGUAUGUACCGACAGCGUUUCCGGAGCCUUUUACACUCUGUGACGGUGCACGUCACGCUUUUUAGCAUAAUCCUAUCAUAAAACGUGCGAACUCGACUCGGAACUUAAAACAUAAGAGCUUUCUUACUACCUUUAGUUAAGUUACUUGGAUUGUUGACCAUUUUGUGUCGUGUCAAAUUCAGCUACUUUAAGCGAUAAGGUGGCAAGGUUAAUGCAAAGGAUGGGUUCCUUGUUCUGUAGGAAGCCCAUCGUGCCUUGCAAAACCUUGGGAUGGCCACUAAAGGCAGCUCGAAUUAAGUGGGUACAAUGCAUUCACGGAUGGUUGUUUGUGAGAACUGAUCAGCCCCCAUCCCCUGAGGCCAGAAAGUCACAGCAGCUGUGUGCCAAGAAACAGUUGGAGGCGGCGGGGGGGGGGGGGGUCCUGAAACUCAUUAGGAGGCGAGAUGGGCGGAGGUCUCCAUUGAUGUUUGAGCAGGCUGCACGGGCUGGUCCCUUUCGUACAUAUCCACAGUGCCACGUAGCCAUGCGCUAUGAUUCUUUUCUUGCGUAUGUUUUCACAUCCACUCAGGCUUGAACUGGCGCGGGCCGUGCUUCGUGUUUCGCACAGUAAGGCAUUAUGCAAUGCAGACACGAUCAGUCAUCGUCACCAGACUUCACCUCUAAAAGGAGGCUAUCCGUGCAAGCGUUGGCAGCACAGUUGCAAAUCGCACUGGUCUUCCACACGAUUGCAUUCGAUACUAGACAACACAACCGAAGGUUUCUCUACUCAAUGGUGGACACGGGUCAAGGGUACUCCUUGGUACACCACCCCGUCCAUAAGAUCCGAGGCUGACCAAACCAGCCGCCGAGUGGUGUGGCGUCUGGCUGCAAUAAGUCCCUCGCCUUCAUGUGUUAUGCGCUGACCGCGUGCCGUGUGUCUCAGCUUCUCUACGCUGCGGACGUUGAAGAAGUGGUCUCUAUCUCUCGCCCGAUGUUGCAUAAGGCGAGCCAGCCCUCUUCACACUGGGACGCCAUCAGUUGGGCGAGUUCGCUGCGCUGGUCGCCGGGUCUUUUCUGCCACUUGUUUUGGUGUCGGUCCCACUUAUACGCGAGCUGGUGAGCGACACUGUGCCGCAUUUGGAAAGCGAGCUUGCCGGGUCGUACUAUGCCUGUUUGAGCGAUGAAUCUGUAGACUGAUGAAUAAAGAUAUGUGCGCUUA